UGCUGGGAAACAAGACGUGAUAUUGAUGGGCAUUGACUGCUGGUGUAUUUCACUCUGCAAUUAUUCUUGCACGAUUUUGUACCGCGUGCUUCUACAAAAGAAACACUUGCAGAAGAUUACUUCGCAAUCCAGCAACAGAGAGGCCCGUUACGACUGCCCGCAUGGUUCGGCUGCUUGCUUUUUGCCCCAAGAAAGCCGCCACAAAAAUAGCGCCCCCUGCUCCUCAGGAAAAUGCACACGGAGCAAACCCCUCAGUUCUGCUCUCCGAGACGGGCACAGAAGAGCGGGAAAUGCCUUUCGCCCCCGCCGGUGGAUCUGACAGGAAGGUGGCCCGUCCAGCCGCUCGGCCCCUGCUCUACGGAACAGCCGCCCCGCUCGCUGCCCUGUCCGGGAGCGCCGUCCUCGUGAGUCCUCCCGCCACUUCUUCCUCCCUUCCGUCGCUCCCGAGGCCUGUCUCCCCCUCCUUUAGCGCCUCUCUUCCCCGCCCACGCGGCGGGGAAAGACCCUAGCGGGCGGCUCCCCCUCCACCCGCUGCAGUAGCCUUCGCCAGGGCUCCAAGGGUGCCGCCGCUGCUGCCGCCACCGCCCUCUCCCUCAAGAGUCAACUGAGGGCGGCGGACCCUGGUGGGGCUGCCCCUUUGGACGGCCGUCCCUCUGCGCGUGCUUGAGAUUCUGGGAUUCUUCACUUUGGACAUCUUCGCGUUAGCGGCUGCAGAGCGCGAGCCUGGCGAGCGAGAGGCUUGGCGAGCCGUGGCGCACUCGCGUGAGAAGCAAAGCAACAUGAUGGCCUUAGUUCUGCUAGUUUCCACUCUUGCCUUCAGCCUCACAAGUGGAAUAAAUCUACAAGAUUUUAGCUGGCAGUUAAAAAAAAUACCACGGAUUGUGAAGGAAAAGACUUUCUUCCUUGGCACUCCUAAAUUUGAAGGCAGUGCCAAAUUAGAACUGAGUGGCGUAUGUGGGAUUGAGUGCCAAAGGACACUGCCAGUGCCACGUUGGUCUGAUCUGAAGGAGCUGCUUUCCUAUGAGACAGUCUUUGAGAAUGGCACGAGGACCCUGACUGAAGUGGAGGUCCUGGGGGUGGAGCCUGACCCAGGUGUAAACACUACUAAUCAGGUGCUAACAAGAAGGAAGAGACAGGUCUAUGGCACAGACAGCAGAUUCAGCAUUUCAGACACUCGAUUUCUGACCAACUUUCCUUUUAACACAGCUGUGAAGAUCUCAACAGGCUGCAGUGGCAUUCUUAUUUCCCCAAAGCAUGUACUCACUGCUGCCCACUGUGUGCAUGAUGGUGAAGAUUACAUUAAAGGUAGUAAGAAACUGAGAGUGGGGCUGCUGAAGCUGAAAUCCAAAGGCAGCGGCAAGAGACGCAGGGGAGCCAAGAGGAGUAAGAGGGAGGUGCCAGAAGUCAAGGACGGUGAGACUGACUCCAAACUGCAGAAAAGGGGAUCUGGCAGUAGAGCUGGCAGAAAACAAAAGACAUCUGUGUUGAAUGAGAGGAAGUCGGAGCGUAAGCCCUCCUUCCAAUGGACCAGAGUUAAAAGUACUCAGAUCCCCAAAGGCUGGAAAAGAGAUGUGACAGGAGAUGUCGCAGUUGAUUAUGACUAUGCAGUUUUGGAACUCAAGCGUCCCCACAAGAAGAAAUACAUGGAUCUUGGCAUCAGCCCAAAUAGCAAGAUGAUUCCUGGAAGUAUGAUCCACUUUUCUGGAUAUGAUGCGGACCGAGCUGGCCAACUGGUUUAUCGUUUUUGUAGCAUAUCUGAUGAAUCCAACGAUCUCUUCUACCAGUAUUGUGAUGCUGAGCCUGGUUCCACUGGUUCAGGAAUCUACCUCCGCCUUAAAGAACCAACCAAGAAGAAAUGGAAACGCAAAAUUAUUGCUAUUUAUUCUGGUCAUCAGUGGGUGGAUGUUAAUGGAGAACAGCAGGAUUACAACGUUGCAGUUCGAAUUACACCCCUCAAAUAUGCUCAGAUUUGCCUCUGGAUAGGGAACAGUGGCGAUUGUGCACAGGGCUAAUGACAUAUAAUACAAGAUCACCUAGUAUCUAAUAGGGCUAGGCAAUGAAAGUCAUACGUUGACUUGGUUUGGUUUUAUUUGAACUUGACACCAGAAAUUAGCCUUUUUAUAUUGAGAAACAAAAAAUUUACCCAGCAUUUACUAGAAUUUUUCUACUAGGUUAAUUAAAUUAACCAUAGAUACAAGGUGCACUUAAAUGCCAGG
Candoia aspera is the source of this 2216-nucleotide messenger RNA. RefSeq names its product serine protease 35 (gene PRSS35). The coding region runs from base 780 to 2012 and encodes 410 amino acids. NCBI's taxonomy places the organism in Eukaryota, Metazoa, Chordata, Lepidosauria, Squamata, Candoiidae. The transcript has 2 exons. Gene Ontology annotation, molecular function: serine-type endopeptidase activity. Gene Ontology annotation, biological process: proteolysis. The record is from RefSeq and is a predicted model, not a curated record.